GCUGCUAUCAAGUCGCACAUUAAUAAUCGUUGCAUCGUAUGCCAAUAUUUUUGCGACGCUACGUUUUGUAUAGUCACCUUAUUUAACUAUCGCAUACACUAUUUUACAUUCAAACGACGUAUAUAAUCACUAUUAUCUACCUUUUUAAUUGCAUUUUUUUUAGCUAACCUAAAUGCUGUAGCUUUGGUGCGUAAAGUGAGCAGGAAGUUAAUGUUUUCCGGGUUUCCCAUGGUUCCUGAACACAGCACCAUUUGCGACCAGCUGCCUCUGUGUUGGUGCGAUGUGAAGGAGGAGGGGGGGGGAAAGAAUGAGCUAAGCUGGAUGCUUGUUCAGCCAUGUUAGUUUUCUCUGCUGUUCACGAACGAUGAGAGAGAGGAGCCAUGGCCUUGUCAUUGAGCGGAGACGAUGAGGAAUAUGAUUCAGAGUCUGAGCAGCAGCGGGCGGCCAACCGGCCAAAGCCGAAGGUGGGGACGUCGUCAGCUAUUAAGCUGCCAUCCAAUCGCAGCUCAUCCGGAGCAAGACGCAGGAGGACGCGAUGUCGGAAGUGCGAAGCGUGCCUCCGGAACGAGUGUGGAGAGUGUCACUUCUGCAAGGACAUGAAGAAGUUUGGAGGGCCAGGGCGCAUGAAGCAGUCUUGCAUUAUGAGACAGUGCAUUGCGCCGGUGCUGCCUCACACAGCGGUGUGUGUGGUGUGUAAGGAAGCAGGGAAAGAGGACACACUGGAGGAAGAGGAGGACAAGUUCAAUUUCAUGCUGAUGGAGUGCUCUAUCUGCAACGAGAUCGUCCAUCCCAACUGUCUCAAGGUGAGCGAUGCCUCAGGAGUGGUGAACGAUGAACUCCCUAACUGCUGGGAAUGUCCCAAAUGCAACCAUGCUGGGAAAAGUGGAAAAGUAUUGAAGCAAAAAAGGGGUCCAGGGUUCAAGUACGCCUCCAACCUCCCUGGCUCUCUGCUGAGGGAACAGAAGCUGGUCAAGGAGGAGGGGGACGUUUCUUCUGCAGCCAAGAGGAGACCAGACAGAGAGGAGACACCCAGGUACAGACCCGAGGAGUCUCUCCACCGACAGCCACCACUGCUCUCUCCCAGCAACUUGCCCAGGCCUGAGGACAAACUGAGGAAGAAGAGAAAGCUGUUUGAUGAUGAUGAUGAUGAAGAAGAGGAUCUCAGUGUGAGGAAGAAGGAAAAGUCAGAUGUUCCUUAUUUUUCCAAACUUCUACACCAAAUCAAGACCGAAGAGGAGGACGAAGAUGCAUAUUAUGAGGAGGAGGAUGAAGAAGGAAGGGGGCCUCACUUCCGGGGCGUUGUAGAGAGGAAAGGGCGUUUUGGAGACACUGAAGAAGAAGGAGAUGAAAAGGACUCCAAGAAUGCACUUUUGAAUCCCUGCAUUAAAACACCUGUUGGAGACAGUGACCAGUCCCUCUGCAGCUCUCCGCAGGCUGGCCCCAGCAGCGAGGGCGGAAGUGAGACCCAAGAAAAAGGGCCAUGUCCUAAAGCGCGCCGCAAGCGCCGCUUACCUAAUAGAGAGUUGAGUCGAGAGCUGAGCAAAGCACUGAACCAGGAAAUCCAGAAGACGGAGGACUGCCUAGCCAACGAGAACCGCCAACCUCUCAAGGUGGAGCCGGAGACGGAAAACGAGGAACCCAAGAGGUUGUUCCGCAACGGCAAUGAACUCGGGGAUCAGAGGCCCCACCUCAAGACCAAAGAGAUGAACGGGACCCCCUGGGAGCUGCGCCACUUCUACCCGAGUCAGAUCACUCCACUGGGCUUCAACAGGAGCACCCCAACCAACCGGCCGGUACCCCCACACUCCCCACCCAAGUGUGUGCAAAUGGAGCGUCACGUCAUUCGGCCCCCUCCGAUAAGCCCGCCUCCUGACAGACUGCCUCUGAAAGAUGGUAAAACGCACGUCAUACAGCGCGAGGUCUGGAUGAAGAUCUUUGGCUAUCUCACACACCAGGAGCUGUGUGUCUGCAUGAGAGUUUGCAAGACGUGGAAUAGAUGGUGCUGUGAUAAGAGACUUUGGACAAAGAUUGAUCUGAACCGCUGCACCUCCAUCACUCCACUCAUGCUAAGUGGGAUUAUCCGCCGACAGCCAGUUUCUCUGGACCUGAGUUGGACCAACAUUUCCAAGAAACAAUUAAGCUGGCUUAUUAAUAGAUUGCCAGGUUUGCGAGUCUUACGGUUAUCGGGGUGUUCUUGGGCUGCAGUGUCUGCACUCUGCACCUCCAGCUGCCCGCUGCUGCGCACCUUGGAUGUCCAGUGGGUGGAGGGACUCAAGGACCCACAGAUGAGGGACCUCCUUUCACCCCCCACAGACAACAGACCAGGUCAGCUGGAUAACCGCUGCAAGUUGCGGAACGUGGAGGACCUGCGGUUAGCGGGACUCGACAUCACCGACACGUCUUUACGUCUCAUCAGUCGCCAGAUGCCCUCUCUGUCCAUGCUUGACCUGAGCUACUGCAACCAUAUCAAUGACCAGUCUGUUAACCUGCUGACAGCAGCUGGGACCACGACCAGAGACUCCCUCACAGAUAUCAACCUGUCAGUUUGUAACCGAGUCACAGACCAUUCCCUAAACUUUUUUAAGCGCUGUGGAAGCAUCUGUCAGAUCGACCUUCGCUUCUGCAAGCAGGUGACCAAGACGGCCUGCGAAAGGUUCAUCGCAGAGAUGUCUGUAAGUGUACCAUUUAGACUGAAAGAGGACAAACUGCUGCAGAAGACAAGCUAGUUCCGAACAGGACAACCAUUUAUGAAAGACUGUCUUUGCACUUAAAGGAACACGUUUUUCCUUUUUUAACUGGUCCUGUGAAAAGUUUCUGAAUUAAUGUCACAGUUAAACAAACUGAAACAAGAGACGGAUUCCUGGACGGAGAUCUUCAAUGGACUUAAUGAGGUGACGAACAUUCACUGGACAGAAAAAGAGGAAACGGAAUGCAUGUAUUUGUGUUGCGAUUGUACUUUUAUAAAGACGUGCUUGUAUUUGAGUUUUGGGUUGUUUUAUUUUUAUUCUUUAAAUAUUUGAAAACGCAGCAUUUUUAUACAAGCAUAAUUUCACAAGUUUCAGUGUCUCGGAGAUAAAUAUCACGGAGAGACGGCAUUGCAUGUGAACUGAAAAUUGUCCCUUUCCUCAGUUUGCCUUCAUACAACAGUGUCUUCUAUGUGCCAAAAUCUGUAUUUGACAUUAAUGUAACUUUAGUAUCAGGCAAAAAAUAAGCUGUACAGAAAUAAAUUAUCAUAACUACUUCCCAAAUAUUUAGAAUGUAUUUCAAGAAUGAUAAAACAAAGCUAUCAAAUGUAAUAUUCCUCUUACACCCUCAUGUCUUCACUUACCUUAAUACUUUUAUGAAUUGUUGAGUGUUGUGUUUAACAGGCGUUUCGCCAACAUUUCAACAUUAAUUUAUUGAUUUUUUUUUUUUUUUUUUUUCAGUCUGUAUUUAUUCACUUAUUAAGAAACUUCACAUGGAUAUCUCAGAGCUCGGUCAAAUAAUGCUGGCAAAUCCUUUAUCGAGGUUGUUUGAGCCACCCAACACCCAAAAGUCAGCGGCAUGAAGUCGCAGCCAUAGCAACGUGUGACUGACGAUUUACCGAACAGACGAUCUAUAAUGCAGUCAACCUCACACGUGUGGUUUUCCAAACAGGUUCCAGAAACACUUUUGCAUAUAACUAAUUUGUUUAAAUAAUAACUCCAUACAAUAGGUGUUGUGUGUAUCUUGGGGUGUGUUGUGCUGUAACCUAUCACCUCAGGUGAAUGGGUUUAAUGUUUAUAUUUGUAAAUCCAAAAACUAAGUGCUUAUAUGCAUUAAAAGAAUUUCAUUUGUACCAA
Molecule: messenger RNA, 3821 nt
Organism: Cyclopterus lumpus (lumpfish)
Lineage: Eukaryota; Metazoa; Chordata; Actinopteri; Perciformes; Cyclopteridae
Gene: kdm2ba
Product: lysine (K)-specific demethylase 2Ba
Exons: 10
Coding region: 381-2726 (781 amino acids)
Biological process (GO): regulation of transcription by RNA polymerase II; protein demethylation
Molecular function (GO): transcription coregulator activity; zinc ion binding; protein binding
Source: RefSeq, a predicted model, not a curated record